UGCAAAAUGGAAGAGACAAAAAAAAUUAUUUCCUGCUGGAACUCCUAUUGCAUACAAGGUUUAAGAACUAGCGAUUGCUGGGGAUGACACUUUAGGAUUCCAAUGGAUGAAAACUGAACUUCACUCUCUGCAACUUACAUUCUUGUCUGCCCAGAAAGCUGAGAUUGACAAAUCACUUGCUGAACUAACUAAGCUGCCGAAAGACAAACGCCUGCUGUUCCACAACACAUUCCUUGAGAUUCUUGGCAGCAGUGAUAAUCUUCCAGAUAUUGAGACAAUGUUUGACCAAAUGUGCGAAAGUCUCCAACCUGACCUUCAAAUACUGGACCUGAUGGAAGAUAAGGAUGCAGCACGUGUGGAGAAGCUGCUGGAUCUAUUAGGAAUUCGGAAGGCUGAUCCACCGGGACAGUCCCUCACCUUCACACCUGGUCAGAAUGAAGUCAUUAAGACUGUAGCCAUUCUCAUCCAGUCACUCAACGAACUGAAUCCUGAUAUUCUACCUGAUUUGGCUGCUAGUGUUAAGAUGAAGAUAAUACCCACACUAUUAAAACUGCUGGAAAAGAUUGAGAAACGAUAUUUCAACCCAUUUCCAAUUCGGUUGGUGGAUGAAGCUGGAAAUAUGCAGAAACCUGAGGAGACUCUGGAAACCCUGGCCCUUCAGUUGACAGACAGUGAACUUCUAACAUCUCAGAAGAUUCUGAAAGAAUUUGGAGUUGACCUAAAGAGAGCGAAGUCUACAAUCACACACCAUUGUGAUAAUGGGCAGAAGGCGAUGCUGUUUCACAUCUUCAGUAGUUUGUACAUUCUCAGUGCUUGUGCUGAGUAAACAUGAUUCAUGCAAUGGUCCAUGGCCCUGCUGGUGUCAGCCUUGAAUCUUCAGAUAUCUCCUUGCUGAUGUGAGGCUGCAUCUCAUCCUUAUCUUUCCCCUUGUUGAUGUUGUCCUUCAGUCUGAUAAUGAUGGCAAUAUGCUCCUUUGGUCAUUUUUUGGCUACUUGAUGAUCACCUUUGAUGCAGAGGGUAUCUUUUGUGCUUUGUGUUUGCCUGUAGCAUUGUAGAACUACAAAAAUUAUAUCU
Molecule: messenger RNA, 1074 nt
Organism: Chiloscyllium plagiosum (whitespotted bambooshark)
Lineage: Eukaryota; Metazoa; Chordata; Chondrichthyes; Orectolobiformes; Hemiscylliidae
Biological process (GO): programmed cell death
Cellular component (GO): cytoplasm
Source: RefSeq, a predicted model, not a curated record